AUGGCAUCCAAAACGUCGGCUGAGAUCAAGCCCACGUCGAGCCGGCGGCAUCCGCUCCAACGAUUUGACUCUCCAUCCAAAGGAUUUUCAGGUGCCGUGCAUAGUACCUCAUUUGGUUGGCAUCUCCAAUUCCUGACCAUACUCGGCCUCUCCAUCUCUACUCUGACCUUCAUUGUCGCCCUUUUGGCGGACCUGACAUCCACAGCCUUGGCCCAAUCUCCGGACAUGCCUUCCGACCCUCCCGCUGCAGCUUUCUCAUCGCACCUCUUUAGGUUGAAGAACUACCUAACGUUGGUCGCAGCACCACUGGAAAUUACCAUUUCAGUGCUUUACUGGACAAUAAAGGGCAUUGAUGCAAAACUCCUUGCGAGCCCAGAAAUACCACUACCACCCGUAUUCUUUGAUAUUGGAUUUCAUCUCAUGCCUGCUAUUGUUCUUACUGUAGACUAUCUGCUGCUUUCACCUCCAUGGCCCACAACGCCCAUGAAUGAGUCGGCACCCAUGAUAACUCUUGCUCUUUCUACCAUUGUCGCCUUUUCCUAUUGGAUCUGGAUCGAAAUCUGCUACUCGCAAAAUGGCUUUUACCCGUACCCAAUCUUCCAGAUUCUUACCACCAGCCAGCGCGUGGGCUUAUUUGUGGUAAGUGGAGUCAUUAUGUGGGUUGUUGGCGGAGGGUUAAGAAUCGCAUACGCCAAGGUGAAUGGGUACGAGAGUGUUGAACAUCUAGACAAAGUGAGGAGGAGUAAGGUUAUGGGUGGAAGCGGAAAGUGGGAGUAA
This is a messenger RNA of Bipolaris oryzae ATCC 44560, 777 nucleotides long. RefSeq lists its product as uncharacterized. Lineage: Eukaryota; Fungi; Ascomycota; Dothideomycetes; Pleosporales; Pleosporaceae. The record is from RefSeq and is a predicted model, not a curated record. Gene Ontology annotation, cellular component: endomembrane system; membrane. The transcript has 4 exons. The coding region runs from base 1 to 777 and encodes 258 amino acids.